UCUUGACUUCGGCUGGUAGCACCAACGACUGUACUGAAGAAAGAAAAACCACAUAUAGACUAUAGCCCUGCUCAACGCCAAGGGAAUAGGUCGAGAAACGAGCCAAAGACCUUGGAAGUGAGAGACAACGGAAUCCACCAGGCAACGAACACGGAACACCUCGGACCAUGGGUCUUAUCGGCAUCUCUCCACUGAUCUCUCCCGAUCUGCUGGUUACCCUGGCACGUAUGGGACACGGCGACUCCAUCUGCUUCGCCGACGCAAACUUUCCCUCGGAGAACCUGACAUCUCCCGGGAAGCCGGGGCCGAUUACGGUCCGUGCUGACGGUCACGAGGUCGCUCCUCUUCUACGUGCCGUUUCGAAGCUGUUCCCGCUAGACACGUAUACGGAGUUUCCCGUGCAAAUGAUGGCGGCGGUGCCAGGAGACGAGCUCGACGCGUCAAUAGAGGAGAGAUUUAGCACCGCCGUCGAGGCGGAGCAGCCCGGCAUGUUCAAGGUCGAGCGCGUGGAGCGCUUCGCCUUUUACGAGCGCGCGCGUUCGUGCUACGCCGUCGUGUCCACCGGGGAGACAGCCAAGUACGGCAACAUAAUCCUCGUCAAAGGAGUACUGGGCGUUAGCGAUGAGAGCGCAGGGAGCGGUCCGGCCAUCUUCACCCUCUAGCCGUUCUCUCUGAUCCCUCCAUAAAAAGGCCUCCGCGCUUU
Molecule: messenger RNA, 703 nt
Organism: Ectocarpus siliculosus
Lineage: Eukaryota; Phaeophyceae; Ectocarpales; Ectocarpaceae
Source: the annotation of a GenBank genome assembly